GAUGACCGAUAGUCGUUUUCCACUUGAUAAAAGGAUCGUUUACAUCUCUCCUGAAGAGCUUUCGAAUCUUACGACAGACGGACCAGUUUAUGUACUAUCAACUGCGGAAAAUCCAGAACGUAACCCUUCAACAAGUAGUUCAACGCAGCUUGCUUCAAUCAGCCAAAAUCCAUCCUCAAUUGCUUGUUCAACGUUUGGUAUAACUUCAACUUCAUCAUGCAGCAGCUCGAAUUUGUUUACUAACACAGUCUCAUAUCCAGUUCCUUAUCACACCAACAUUCUAUAUCCUCCUCCUGUGGUUCCGACAAACUUUGUUUCUCCCUAUGGGUUCUAUCCUUUUCAAAUUCAACCUUUUGUCGGUUCACCACGAGUUUCGUGGAUUACACCUGGUUUCCAGAAUCAUGCUUUGUAUCCUUCAAGUGCUAAUGUAUUCCCAUCGUCUGGUCACUACAUUCACCCCUACCAAAAUUUCCAUACUUUCCAAUCCAAUGUUCCGUCUACUUCAUACUUUCAAACCUUCAAUCCUUACAAACCCCCUCCGACUUUCAGUUUGCCACAACUAACUACGAAGUGCAGCAACACUGUUCUGGUUCAUGAUUCUACUUCAGUUGUCACUCCCAAUAAUACCGUUACAAGUAUUGCAAGCACUAUGAAUACUAAUUAUACCAAACAUCCUUGUCCAUCCAAUCGACCAAACGAAGAAAAUAGAUCUUUAGAAUCGAAUAACUCGAAAACGAAUUCAACGCCAUCAUCAUCCAGAUUGAAACACUUACAUCCUUUACGAUAUACCAAACUUAUCUACGCUUCAGAAUUGAAUUAUUUUACUUUUGAUAAGAUUACUGGAUCGCAUGUAGCCACACGUCAUUUGAUUGAUUUGGAAGAUCGAUUUGAAAAUGAAGUAAUCGCAAGACGUCAUCGUGUAACUUCAAAUGAUCCAGUAAGACAUCCACCUGAACGUCCUAUAUUGUCUGAUCAUGAGCAUCGACGUAAUUCUCGUGCUUCUCAUUUAAAUCGUUCAAAAAAGUCAACGCAUAAAAAGGAUGUGUUUCACACGGAUCAUGAUAAUGAUGAUCAUGAUCAUCAUCAUAAUGACCAGUUGCUAGUAGAUAACAGUGGCAGUGCAGAAAUUACAAAAAAAAAUUUAUUGACUGAUCAAGCAAACCAUUCAAAAAAAUCAUUAUCAUCAAAAUCGCAUUGUCAUUUACAUAAAAAUAAACACAAUAAUUCUUUAUUGACCAAUUGUGAAUCAACUUCAACUAACAACAACAACAAUCCUGAUAAUGCUGAUGCUGCUGAUGAUGAUGAUGAUUGUCAAACUAUGAUGAUUAAUGGACGGUCAAUUUGUCAACGUACUUUAAGACAACAACGUGAAAUUGCUUAUAAAAUUCAACAUCCUAAUCGUUUACAUCCAGAUAUUUGGCAUAAUGAAGCGAAUGAAUUCAACGAUGGUCCAGCAUGUUCAUGUAAACCGAAAUAUCGUAUUGGACCAUUACAUAAUCAAUAUGAAGGUGAAGAGCCUAUUCCACUGUGCAUUCCAGAAUCCAAUAAUCGUGAUCGUCUUUAUCAUUAUCGUGUAAUUAUAACACCAACAACUAAUUUUGUUCAACCAAUCCCAUCGAAAAUCACUCAUCAUCAACAUGAUUAUCUAUUUGAUGGUUUCUCAUUGUUUACACAUCAUAAAUUGAAUAAACCGCCUCCAUGUCAAGUUCUACGUUUUAAUCUAUUAUAUGAUAUUUUUCCAAUUGAAGAAGAAUUCCCUCAGUAUUUCACUGUUCGUUCAUUAGAUCUACUUACACAAUAUCUAUUUAUUGAAUUACUUGAAUUAUUAGAUUUAAAUUGGAAACCAUAUAAAGUACAAGAAGAAAAUGAUGCGAAAAGUUGUCAUGUAAUUCAUUUAAUGCCAAGAUUUAUACGUAUUUUGUCAAAUACUACCACCACCACUACUAAUACUACUAAUACUACUAAUCCGAUUGUUAGUAGUAAUAAAAAUAGUAAUAAUAAUUCAGUAGAUAACAGUCAACAAUACAAUACCGAGUUAAAUAAUUCUAGUGUUUGUAUUGAUGACACUAUUGUUGAUAAUAAUAAUAAUAAUAAUAAUAAUAAUAAUAAUAAUAAUAAUAUGAUAAUUGGAGAAUUACUUCCAGUUCAUGUUAUAAUGGAAUAUUGGUUAAAAGAAGCAUUAACUCCAGUAAUUAAUAUAAUGGAAUUAUCAUCUAUACAACAUAUGACUACAACAGAAUGGUCAAGUUAUAUUAGUGAUUUACGUGGUACAUUAGCUUGUUAUCCAGGCAAAAAACCAUCAACUAUACGUAUUGAUCAAUUAGAUCGUCAAUCUGUAACAGGUCAAUGCAAUCAAACUACAUUAAUCUAUCCACUCAUAGUACAUAUGACUUAUACACCAAUGAAAUUAAGUUUAACACGUGAACCAAAAUAUAAAUGUGUAUUGAAAAAUUUUAUGAAAUUACAAUAUUUAUUAAUGAAUAAGCCAAGAAUUAGUACAACAGAUCGUGUACAAUUAGUACAAUUAGCUAGUGAAUUAGAAGAAAUGGAACAUUCUGGCGUACAUCGACGUGAAAUUACUGUAGAGAUUAGUUGUGAAGGAUUUUAUCGAACUGGAAUACGACCAGAUAUACCACAAUAUGCAUUGAAUUUAGUUUCAUUAAUAGCUCAUUUACGUUUUCAUAAAUCAUUAGAAAGUUUAGAGAAUCGUUUAGGUUAUACAUUUAAUGAUAAAUCUCUAUUGCAUCAAUCUCUUACUCAUCCAUCAUAUCGUCGAACUAAUUUCGGUACAAAUCAAGAUCAUUUUCAAAAUUCACUAGUUAGUUGUGGUCCACGUAUUUUAGAAUAUGGUGAUAAACUAGAAUUAUAUAAAGCAUGGCGUAAAAAAGGUUUAACUAAAAUGAUACAAGUUAUGUCAUUUCUACCGAAAAUGCAUGAAGAACGAUCAAACAUAUAUGGAAAUGAACGAUUGGAAUUUUUAGGCGAUGCUGUUGUCGAAGUAAUCUCUAGUAUCCAUUUAUUCUUCAUGUUCCCUGACUUAUCUGAAGGUCAUUUGGAUGCAUACCGUCAAGCUAUUGUUCAAAAUCAACAUUUAGCUGAAUUAGCUGUUCGUCUUGGCAUUCAUAAAUAUUUACUAUAUACUCAUAGUGUAGAUUUUUGUUAUGAUUCUACAUUUAUCUACGCUCGAUCGGAUGCAUUUGAAGCUUUAAUGGCUGCAAUUACAUUAGACGCUGGAUUAGAUAUUGUUGAUAGAAUAUUUGGUGCUGUACUAUUUGGUGAUGAUGAAAGAAUUCAUCGUGUUUGGGUAAAAAUUCCACCUCAUCCAUUACAAUCUCAAUGUCCUGAAGGUGAUCGAUCAUGGGCAACAAAAGUUCCAAUGUUAAAGAAAUUAUGUACAUUAGAAGAUACUUUGGGUAUAAAAUUUAAACAUCUACGUGUACUUGCUCGUGCUAUGACUAUACGAAAAACUGGUUUUAAUUUUUAUACUUUAGGUGAUAAUCAACGUUUAGAAUUUCUUGGUGAUUCUUUAUUGAAAUAUGUAUCAACCGAUUAUUUAUUUCGACAUUUUCCACGACAUCAUGAAGGACAUUUAUCAUUAUUAAAAAAUUCUCUAGUUAAUAAAUAUACUCAAGCAUCUGUAUGUAGUGAAUUAGGUUUGGAAAAUUAUGUAAUACGUCGUGAAGAUAAUAGUAUGCAUAAACAUAAUGAUGUUGAUGACGAUGAUGGUAAUAAGAAUAAUACUACUUAUAUAAGUAGUCAACAAUCAAUCAAUCAACUCAAAUUUAAACGUAAUAAAAAAUCUGGUCAAAAACGAAUUAACACUUCAGAUAACAAUAAAAAUGAUCAUUGUAAUGCACAAAAUCAAAAUGUAAAAUAUAGAGCUGAUUUAUUAGAAGCAUUUAUCGGUGCAUUAUUUGUUGAUAAAGAUUUAACAUGGGUUGAACGUUUUUGUCAAAUUUGUUUUUGGCCACGUCUUGUUGAAUUUAUUUUAAAACAAGAAUGGAAUGAUGCUAAAUCAAAAUUACAACAAUGUUGUCUUACAUUUCGUUCAUUAAAUGAAGAUCCAGAAAUUGCACAUUAUAAAGUUCUAGAACAUAGUGGACCAACUAAUCAACGUGUUUAUCGUGUUGGUGUUUAUUUUCGUGGGCAAAGAUUAGCAACUGGUCAAGGUCGUUCUGUCCAACAAGCUCAAAUGGAAGCAGCUAAAAAGGCAUUGGAAUUACAUCAAGAUACAUUUCGUCAAUUGGAUUUUCAACGUUCCGUCAUAUCGAAACGAUAUAAACAACCGUAUAUUAAUAAAAUAUUAGAUCAAGUACAAAAUUGGGAUGAACAAUUAGUGGAAUAUUUUAUUUCAGAUAAACCUACUACUAAUAAUACUACUAGUAGUACUACUACUACCACUACUACUACUACUACUGCUAUGCCUUCUACAACAACUACUCACAAUCAAAUGAAUCAUACUAUUCAUAAUCAUUUUCAUGAUAAUCCUGAUAACGAUGAUGAUGAUGAUGAUGGUGAUGCCGAUGAGAAACAAUCAUUGUAUAAAAGUAAUAAACGUUGUUGUUUAAAUAGAAUUACAUCGAAUCAAACUAUUUGUACCAAUGAAAAGUCAUUAUCUCAUUCCACGGACGUAUCACCAGUCACCAUAUCUCCAUUAUCACAAAUAUCAAAUUCAUCAACCAUGACAAUAAUGUCAUCAAUGAUUGAUCAUCAGCAUAAUAAUAGUAAGCAAGAUGCAAUCAUGAUUGUUGAUAAUAGUCAAUUGGAACAAUUGAAUUCUAUGGAAAUUGUAAACGAUAAUGAAUUAUCUAGUCUAUUAUUAUUCGAUAACAAUAAUAUUCACAUAUCGAACAAUAUAGAUGAUGUCAAACACAUUGAGGAUGAUGAACAGGAGGAAGUGAUGAGUUUAGUUAACGACAACAAGAAAAUUAAAGCAUUUCAUAUCUUCUUCACCAUUGUUGUUGUUGUAAAUAUUUCUGCUAAUCUUACUACUACUACUACUACUACUAUUACUACUAUUACUACUACUACUACUACUCACACUACUACUACUACUACUACUACUACUAUUACUACUACUACUCACACUACUACUACUACUACUACUGCUACUACUACUAUUACUAUUACUACUACUACUACUACUGCUACUACUGCUACUAUUACUAUUACUACUACUACUACCACUACUAAUACUACUACUACUACUAUUUAUGCUACUACUUAUACUACUACUAAAGCGGUUAAUGACGAACAGAGACUUUGAGUAAGUAGCCUGAGAUGCAUUUUAUUUCCUUCUUUUCCAUUUUUACGUAUUAUUUUUUUUUCAACGUGUGAAAUCCUUUUUUCAUUUAUUAUGCAAGAAACAAAAAUAAAAAUACAAUAAAAGUCAAUUGUAAUAUCAAUGACAAAUUGGAUUUGACUGUUUUAUAUAUUUAUUUUCAUUAUAAACUUAAUUGAUGUGCGUAUAUUAUUAUUAUGUUAGGUAA
Messenger RNA from Schistosoma turkestanicum, 5489 nucleotides. The record is from the annotation of a GenBank genome assembly. NCBI's taxonomy places the organism in Eukaryota, Metazoa, Platyhelminthes, Trematoda, Strigeidida, Schistosomatidae.